Molecule: messenger RNA, 1167 nt
Organism: Glarea lozoyensis ATCC 20868
Lineage: Eukaryota; Fungi; Ascomycota; Leotiomycetes; Helotiales; Helotiaceae
Product: Sm-like ribonucleoprotein
Exons: 7
Coding region: 1-1167 (388 amino acids)
Biological process (GO): vesicle-mediated transport; spliceosomal snRNP assembly
Cellular component (GO): spliceosomal complex
Molecular function (GO): RNA binding; protein-macromolecule adaptor activity
Source: RefSeq, a predicted model, not a curated record
AUGACGAGCACAAUCGGCAUACCAAUCAAGCUGUUGAACGAGGCGCAGGGACAUGUCGUAACUCUCGAGAUUACCAGUGGGCAGGUCUACCGCGGAAAGCUACUCGAAGCCGAGGAUAACAUGAACGUCCAGCUCAAAGAUAUUACUGUUACCGCCCGCGAUGGAAGAGUCAGUCAUUUGGAUCAAGUCUAUAUUCGAGGAAGCCACGUCCGAUUUUUCAUUGUGCCUGAUAUGUUAAGAAACGCACCUAUGUUCAGAUCUCGAGGCGUGAAGGGCAGAGGUGUUGGGUUGGCAAGAGGAAGAGCUACGGUUAGCAGAGCGAGAGCUAGUGGACAGAGAGGUGCUCCUCGUGAACUGACGCCAACCUCCAUAAGUACAACAUCAUCCAUAAAUGCGGGCUCAAUCGCCGGCUCAACGCACGAUUAUCACAUCAAAACAUCUUAUUACGAAGCCAAAGUCCCCAUCUGGCUUGAUGAGAUUUCUGAGCCUGAAGUAUGGGCGAAGGAAUUCUUGGCGCCUGAAGCGAGGGAGGUUUUGAGCGUUCUUGGUGGAUUCGUUGUUUGUUUUCGAAAACCGACUACGGAAAAGGAGUUAGAAGAAAUCAAAGAGCUGUUAAAGCAUGUUCAGGAAGUGGUGAAGGAAGGUUGUGGGUAUUCAUGGGAUGGAGUUUGCUUAGCUGUGGGUAUGAAACAAAGCAUUACACCAUUUCUAGACAUAAGCCAUGAAGACUGGGAAGACACAUGUCAAGAUCAUGGCUUCGAAUUCAUAGAUUUUGAGUUGGCGGGCAAGAACGAGUACAAAGAAUCUCAAGGUGUAGGUCGACUGCGGGAAGCCUUAGAAGCCAACGAUUGGAAUACUGAUGAUAUGGAUCUCGAUGAUUUCGAUGCGAUUGUUGAUGAUUUCGGCGAAGAUGACGAAGGAAGCUUAGGCUUUGGCAUCGAUCCGAAAGAGAUGGAGGAGGAUAUGAAGGGAAUGAAAGAGGCUAUCUAUGGGGCUGGGCUGAGUAUGGGAGAGGAAGAGGAAGGAGAUCAUGAUGCGGAAGUCGAGAAGCUGCAGGCUAUGAUGGCGAAGAUGCAAGCUGUAAGAGACAUGGGCGAAAGCUUACCCGAAGCAGAAAGGAAACGGCUUGCUGCAAAAACAGUAUCCGAGAUCAUGAAAACCAUGUAA